CGUAAAUGGCCCACAUGAAACAGAAAGUUAAAAGAUUCGACCCAUAAAAGCACAUGUGGUCCAUCUUUUUGGUUUAUAAAUGGAAAAUUUCAUCUUCAGAGAGACGAAGACAUAAUUUCAAUUCUUGGGCUAAGGAGGUGACGUCAUCUCCACCCUCUCGUAAAUUUUCCACACUUUUGUUUUUCCAAUUUUGCCCUCGGACGCUGCUUCGCCUUUUUUUUUUUCCAAUUUCAUCAUCAAGGGUUCUGAGAUUUUUUUCUUCCUCUCAGCUUCUUCGUAGGUUUUGAUCCGAGGUAGAAAAUGGAGCUCGAUUUUGACGUUAGUAACUUGGUUGAAGAUGAAGCUGCUGAAGUUGAACAUAAUGACAUGGCUGGAAUUGAAGGGGAAAGAUGUGGGAUUUGCAUGGAUAUAAUUAUUGAUAGAGGCGUUCUUGAUUGCUGUCAGCACUGGUUCUGCUUUGAAUGCAUUGAUAAUUGGUCUACGAUUAUGAACCUCUGCCCUCUCUGUCAGAGAGAGUUUCAGUUGAUUACAUGUGUCCCUGUGUAUGAUUCAGGUGAAAGCAGCAAGGUUGAUGAGGUUUCGUUAUCAGGAGAUGAAGAUUGCUGCAUUGAAGAGGAGACUGAUGCCGUCUCUUCUCCGUCACACUAUAUUGACGAAACACACUAUAUUGAUGAAAAUGCAGUUAUCUGUUUAGAUGGCGAUCUUUGCAAGCUCCGUAACACUUUCAGUUACAUUGGAGGGGAUUCCAACCUUGAUACAUCAAUUGCUUGUGAUUCGUGUGAUACGUGGUAUCAUGCUAUUUGCGUGGGUUUUGACGUAGAAAAUGCAUCAGAGGAUACAUGGGUAUGUCCGAGAUGUCUCUCUAGUGAAAAAUCACAUGAACCUGAUACAUCACCAAUGGAAACACAACCUGAUACCUCACCAGUGGAGACAAGAAAGUCCCUGGAUAUUUCUGAGAAGACAAAUAGCGGAUGCUCAGCAGAGGCUGUUUACUCUGGAAACUUUUCAGUUACAGUAGCUGAUGAAGGCGAGACAGCUCUUGUUGUAUCAAUAGUCAAAGGAGACGAGUCUCAUAUGGAACCAAGUGAUACCAACCCAUUGCCAGUUGAAGCUAAAAUGGAUGGAGACCCAGAUAGUUCGCAUCUGAAAGUUCUAUGUAGGGAGGAAAAUACAGAACAGGUCCCAGUAAAAUCGGAGCUCAAGCAGUCCUUACCACAUGAUAUAUCAUCAAGACUAUCUUCUGAUUCAUAUCAACCAUUUUUUGCUGCAGACAUGGAGAAUAGAGCAGACCCUGUUGUAGAGAAGGACUGUCUGUCAGUAGAUGAUAAAAAUGAUCUUUCCACUACAGCCAUUUCCAAUUCAGAUGUUCCUAGUGUUGUCAGCUUAAAGAGAAAGCAUUCAGAUUGCAGUGGGGAUGAUGGCAAUUCAGAAACUAAACCUGAGAUUUACAAAGCUCUCAAUAAACCAAAACUGGAGGAAGAGGAAGAAUUAGCUACCUUUCACCACGAGAGCAGAUCCCCUUCAAACAAUACAACUGUUGAUAUAUUCAGCAUUGUUAAAGGAACUGGGCGUAGAAAAAAUCUCAUGCGUUCAAAUCCUACUGAUAAGUCUUCAGAAGGAGAGAAUGCUGCUGGUUUGAGGGUAAAGAAGAUCAAGAGGACACCGGAGGACGAGCAAGAGUCAAUGGUUCUGGUUGAGAAACUAAGGAAAGAAAUAAGAGAAGCCGUUCGUAACAAAUCGAUGGAGGAUAUCACAGAAAACCAAUUCGAUCCAAAACUUUUGGCCGCCUUUAGAGCUGCUGUGGCAGGACCUAAAACUGAUGAAGCACCUAGAAAAAUUUCGGCUCUUGCAGUGAAGGCAAAGAAGUUGAUGCUGCAGAAAGGAAAAGUCAGAGAGAAUCUGACGAAGAAAAUUUAUGCAGAUUUAAAUGGGAAGCGGAAAAGUGCAUGGCACCGGGACUGUGAAGUUGAGUUUUGGAAGCAUCGGUGCAUACAAAGUAGAAAGCCUGAAAAAAUUGAAACUCUGAAGUCUGUUCUUAGCCUCUUGAAGAAGAAACCAGGUGACGCCAAAACAAACUUUUCAUCUGAAACCCCACAGGCCUCAAAUCCUAUCCUCUCCAGAUUGUAUUUGGCAGAUACCUCCGUGUUCCCAAGAAAUGAUAAUCUCAAGCCUCUGUUGGCACCAAAAGAAAUGGGAAACUCACAAAACAAUGCAAAACCCACAGAAGCCAACAAAACUUUACCAAAGAUUAGUGAUGCCAAGGGGAGCAGGUUAAAAGCUGUUGGAUCAAAACUGAACUCAGGAAACAAACAGUCGGAUGGGCAACCUAAUCUUACAUCGAGUAACUCUAAGGAAAUGUUUGACAUUCCUGACGAUCUCAAGAAAGACAAAAGGAAAUGGGCAUUGCAGGUUCUUGCAAGAAAGAAAGCUUUAGCUGGCAACAACUCAACCCAAGACAGAGAAGGCUCUCCCGAGCUCAAAGGGAAUUAUCCAUUGUUGGCUCAACUUCCAGCUGAUAUGAGACCAAGCCUUGCAACCAGUCGCCAUAAUAAAGUUCCUGUUGCAGUUAGGCAGACACAAUUAUAUCGCCUGACAGAACAUUUCUUAAAGAAAGAAAACCUUCUGUCUGUUCGAAGAAGUGCAGCAACAGAACUAGCCGUUGCUGAUGCUAUAAAUAUCGAGAAAGCGAUCGCUGACAAAUCAAGUAGCAAAGUUGUGUAUCUGAAUCUAUGCUCACAAGAAAUACUGCAUCAUUCAGAGAGCAAAGCGAUGGAUAAUGCUGUAGAACCGAAUUCGUCAUCACCAAUGGCUGUUAACGAGACAGAACGUAUUAGUGGUAAAGAUUCAGAUGAUCCCACCAUCCUUGAAGCGCUCAGAGCAGCAGGUCUUGCUGAUUCACCACCAAACAGCCCAACCCGUUCAACAGAAGUUCCUCCAGAGAAAGGAGACAGUUUCUUGGACAAAGCAAGAGCAGGCCCAGAUAAUGUACUUGACUUAGAUUCCGUUCCUAAUACAGACAUCUUUGGGGAUUUUGAGUAUGAAUUGGAUGAAGAAGACUAUAUCGGUGCUACCAUGGCUACAAAAGCUUCAGUAACGCAGCAGGAUGAAAGCUUGACGAAGGUGAAGGUAGUUUUAUCCACUGUUCAACCUGGAAAGUCUUUGAAUCAAUCUGAAGUCGUGGGUGAUGAAGAGACAACAACUGAAAACCAGAAGGAGAUCACAAAUGGCAAAGAAGAUGGGAAGAGCUUUGUUCCUAUGGAGCCUGUACCUGAGGCUGAGGGAGAAGGAGAAGGAGAAGGAGAAGGAGAAGGAGAAGGAGGAGGUGAGAUCCUUUCUGUAGCUGAAUGUGAAGAACUAUACGGACCUGGUACAGAGAAACUAGUUGAGAAACCUCUCAUCGAAGGAUUUGCUGAGAAUGGUGUUAAAGCUAAAGCACCUGAUUCAGAGUGCGAGAGCAACACGCACAGAGAGUUCAUCGCUUCAAACUUUGAAAUCCCUUCCAUUCAAGAGAAAAAACUUCCCAGAAGCAUUCAAAAGUGCAAACCAAGCGAAAAGCCGUCUAAAGAGGAAAAAGGCAAAGCUGAUGGGUUUGGUAACUCCAUCACCAAGAAGGUGGAAGCAUACAUCAAAGAACAUAUCAGACCACUAUGCAAGAGCGGAGUGAUAGACGUGGAACAAUACAGAUGGGCAGUGACGAAAACCACAGAGAAAGUGAUGAAGUACCAUAGCAAAGCCAAGAGUGCUAACUUCUUGAUCAAAGAAGGAGACAAGAUCAAGAAACUUGCCGAGCAAUACGUCGAAACCGCUUCCUCUGGAGCUCACCACAAGGACAAGGACAAGGGCAAGUGACAAUCAGAUGCGUAAAUAAGUAGUUCAGUACAAAAACGUAAAUAGAUUUUAAUUAGCAUCUCUCUUUUGUCUUCUCCACGGGUUUUGGAACUUAAGUCUUCUCUUAGGGCAAGAAAAUCAGUUCUUGUUUUAUCCGACCCAGACCAGCAGACCCAAAUGUGUCUGAAACUGAGAUUUACUUGGUCGCUGACAUCGUUUUGGAAAAUUAUUUAGAGAUGAAAAAGUUAUAUUUAUUAAUUACAUACUUUUUCA
Molecule: messenger RNA, 4101 nt
Organism: Arabidopsis lyrata subsp. lyrata
Lineage: Eukaryota; Viridiplantae; Streptophyta; Magnoliopsida; Brassicales; Brassicaceae
Exons: 15
Coding region: 301-3849 (1182 amino acids)
Biological process (GO): protein ubiquitination
Molecular function (GO): ubiquitin protein ligase activity
Source: RefSeq, a predicted model, not a curated record